Molecule: messenger RNA, 2121 nt
Organism: Medicago truncatula (barrel medic)
Lineage: Eukaryota; Viridiplantae; Streptophyta; Magnoliopsida; Fabales; Fabaceae
Product: F-box protein SKIP23
Exons: 2
Coding region: 572-1750 (392 amino acids)
Molecular function (GO): protein binding
Source: RefSeq, a predicted model, not a curated record
CAUAGUAUAAACAAGUUUGCAUAGAGAUUCUACUCAAACUCCACAGCCACGACAUCACAUUUAUUUCCGGUAAUAAUUCGUCAACGUAUUUCACCUCAUUCCGGAAAAUAAUGUGGUUCCUAGCUUUCCAAAUCAUCCACAACCCCUUUCGAAUCCUCUUAAUUCUCCCCUCAUUACUCCAACAUGCCCAUGCACAAACAAAUUUGGAGGAGUAAUAAAAGAAAAAUCAAGCCACUUCAUAACACUUUCCCAAACCUUUUCCGUGAAAACACAAUGUAAGAAGAGAUGAUUGGACGAUUCUUCCAUUCUACCACACAAAACACACAAGGGGGUAAACAAUUUCGCAUAGCAAGAUUAUUUCUAGUGGGGACUCUAACUAGAAAAAGUUUCCAAGAGAAAGCUAUCACUUUCAAAGGGGCUUUACUUUUCCAAAUAGUCUCUAAAAGAGGUUCAAGCCUUCCUUCACUCUACUUGCAAUUUCCAUUAUACCUCUUUUUCUCAGUCAUCUUGAAAAUUCACACAUAUUUUCUACACUCUUUACCCUUGAGCUUUUUCCAACAACCCUUCUAACAUGAUAUCACUUUUCAGCAAAGUCAACAAAUCUUUGAGAUCUGAUACCUCUUCUUCAUCCAUGGAUGAGAAAGUAGAUUGGUCUCAACUCCCUAAAGAACUAUGGCCUAAGAUAGGAAAAUAUCUUGAUAAUCACAUAGAUGUUCUCAGAUUUCGCAGUGUAUGUGAAUCAUUUCGUUCUUCCAUUCCUCUUUCUCUUCCAAAUUCUCCUUCUUUUCCUUUGCAAAUCUCCCCAAACAACUACCUCAACCAAUCAACCAUUUAUCUUAUUCAACCAACUGAUGCAAGUUCCAACUCCACUUUACCACCUUCUUCUUCUUCCAAAGGUUGGUUGAUUAAGGUACAAGAAUCAAAGAAUCAAUCUUUGAGUUUGUUGAGUCCUAUCACCGACAAAAUAUUAUCAAACCCUCUUAGCAGUAACAACACUUCUCUGAUGAUAUGGAAUAUGUUGGAUUAUAGGGUCAUUGAGCUAUGCAAAUCAUAUAAAAUUGAAAAGAUUACAGGUUUUUCAAAUCCUGUGAAGAAAGUUGUGUUCUAUCCUAACUCUCCUUGGAGUAGUGUUGAGGAUUGUGUUUCUUGUUGUAUCUUUCAAGAAGAUAUAGUAGGAUUCAUAAAACAUGGUGAUGAGAAAUGGAAACUUGUUGAUGAAAACAAUUUCUACUAUGACGAUAUUAUUGUGUUCAAGGGUCAGUUUUAUGUUACUGAUAAAUGGGGAACUAUUUCAUGGAUUGAUAUUUCUUCUUUGAAGUUGAUACAAUUUUCACCUCCUUUGUGUGGUUUUGGAAACAAGAAACAUUUGGUGGAAUCUUGUGGGAAUCUAUAUGUUGUUGAUAGAUACUCAUACUACGAAGACGAAAACAUGGGAGGGAACUAUGAUGGAAGAAGACACCAAGCUCGAUACGAGGUUGUGGAGUGUUUCAAAGUCUAUAAGUUGGAUGAAGAAUGGGGGAAAUGGGUUGAUGUGAAAGAUUUGAAAAAUAGAGCCUUCAUUUUAAGCCCUAGUUGUAACUUCUCCGUUUCGGCUAAAGAAUUAAUUGGAUAUCAAGGGAAUUGCAUCUACUUUAAGGAUUCUUUUAGUGUUCGUAUGUAUAAUUUGGACGAUUGUAGAAUCACUACCGUCGAGUUUAAUCCUUGCAUCGACAACACUUUGUGGUGUCAUGCACCUCGACAGAGAUGUUAGAGGACAUAACAGGUCUAGCAGAUCAGUUUGAGAGUCUAUAUCAUGAAGAAAAGCCUCUCCCUAAAGAAAUGGAGAAUUUAGCGAGUACUAUUUGCUAAGUGAUGUUGAUUCUGCUGCAAUUAUAUAAUGAGAUUAAGUUAAACUAUGUAGCUUAAGGAUGGAAGGUUAUGUGCAUUAGAAUGGCAUCUUCUACAUGUUCUCUUUUAGUGUCGAUCCAUAUAAUUAUUUCCAUCUUGUUUCUGUCUUGAUUCUUUCUCCGCUGAGAAUUUAUUAUCAGUGCAUAUAAUUAUUAUUCCAUAGCACUGGAACAAUAUUGCAGAUAAUGUAUAUAUUUGCAUAAGGAUUUUGAAGAAUUAUGUGUUUCAGCAUUA